CUUCACAUUAAAUGAGAACAAAACUCCAAAAAAAAGACAGGAAGUAAACUUGUUCAGUAAAUUACCGAUUCGGUGAGUUUGCUACCGAUACAUUUGGCACAUUUAUUCUGAUGUAGGUCACUUGUUUAACGCUCGGUCUUCUUUAAAAGAGAUUUCCCAACCUGCAUACUUUCUAUGAAGUGCGUGUCAAGCGCCUUCUUCUUAUUCGGCUGAACUCGGCCUCCAUUCGGACACACUCGGAGUCAAUGGGCGUGCUCGGUUGCGGUGCGUCUCUACCGGCGGUACAAUCGGAUGAUCCCGGGCGGGCGGAGCCAAGUAGGAGGAAAUGGUACAGUUGGCUGGUUGGCUGACGGCUCCCAAGAAAACCGGCGACGAGCAUCCAGAGCCGGCAGUUUGACCGCACAUCAUCACUGCUUUCAGCUCUUCAUUGCUUCAACUGCAAUCGAGCAAGAUAAAUAUCUCAAGCAUAACACGAAAACACACCAGCGUUACGCGACUUAUAAACCAAGCAACAUUUGUAUGCUGCAGUUUCGAGAAAUAUCUGAGAAGGGCUCUGAGAUUAGCGUUACAAGUGAAGCGGCUGCAGAAUGGAGACGCAGAUACAUGUGCCAGUUGGGUCGCCAGUAAUUAGAAAAAUUCCCAUUUUCGUGGACGAACACAACGUGACGGAGGGGGCGAUGAAGCUCAUUAAAGAGCUGAGGCCGGCGUGGGACGCGAGCCAUGUCAAGACGAAGCUCUUCACUGAUGGAACUACCAACAAGCUAGUGGGCUGCUACGUGGAGGACAGUCCGGAUGAUGUGGUCCUGGUCCGAGUAUAUGGGAACAAGACAGAGCUGAUUGUGGACAGAGACAAUGAGCUCAAAAGCUUUCAGGUAUUGCAUGCCAAUGGUUGCGCUCCUCGUCUCUAUUGCACAUUUCAGAAUGGCAUCUGUUAUGAGUUCAUGCAGGGGGACGCUCUUGGGACGCAGGACGUCAGAGAUCCUUCCUUACUCAGACUGAUAGCCAGGGAGAUGGCUCGUAUCCAUGCCAUCCACGCCCACAAUGGUUGCAUCCCCAAACCUAACCUCUGGAUCAAGAUGCGAAAAUACUUUUCGCUUGUGGCCACAGAGUUCACAGACCAAGCGUCUAACACCAGAAUCCAGCAGGAGGUUCCCAGCAAGGCGGCUCUGGAGCAGGAGAUGGUGUGGAUGAAAGAGCAUCUCUCCACACUGGGCUCCCCUGUGGUGCUCUGCCACAACGACCUGCUCUGCAAGAACAUCAUCCACAACAGCAAAGAGGGUCAUGUUCGCUUCAUAGACUAUGAAUACUCCAGCUACAACUACCAGGCCUUCGACAUCGGCAACCACUUCAAUGAAUUUGCAGGAAUGGCAGAGCUGGACUAUGGGCUGUACCCCAGUCGGGAGAUGCAGAUGGACUGGCUGAAAGUGUACCUGCAGGCCUACAAGCUCUUCACUAAGAAAACCGAGGAGGUCAGCCCACGAGAGCUGGAGACGCUCUAUGUACAGGUCAACAAGUUUGCUCUGGCUUCUCACUUCUUUUGGGGCUUCUGGGCGCUCAUCCAGGCCAAAUACUCCUCCAUCGACUUUGACUUCCUUGGGUACGCUGUGCUGCGGUUCAACCAGUACUUCAAGACCAAACCUGCGGUGAUGGCCCUGCAGAUCCCAGAAUAAAGGGAGACGGGAAGACAGAAUGCGGGGAGAAGACCGGAGGAAAGGAGGGAACAGCUGGGACUUCCUGUAGGGCGGGAAAUCUUCUCUGUGAGUCAGCUGUUGAUGGACCACCCACUCGAUCUACCUGACAUCCUUCUCUACAACAAGCGCAAUUACUCUCUCAUUCCUCCAGCCUCCCUCCGUGUCUGUCACAACUGUAGCUCAAGAAUUUUACAGCUUCCACGAGUUCCGUGUGUAUGUGUGGGAUUGUGCUCUUGUGUAUGUUCUUAAUUUAUCUUGAAACCCGACAUCCUGCUCUCCCUUUUAGUCGCAGCUGAACCAGGCGCGGUGAGCACAGCAGUCAGGAGUUUCAGAUAGAGAUCGCUGACUUAGAACUUGCUUUAUUGGCUGCCACACUGGCAUCAAAAUGUUCCACAACGCUGGUAAUGAAGGUGAAAACAGGGACGAGGCUGUUAAGGAGGGUUUGAUGCUGACGUUAACAGAUAGCCGGUCCUGUUCUCUGUGUGCUUUAUCUAUGCCUCAAUGCCAUGGCCUCAUUAUAGUUAGGAAGUGACAAGAGAGGCAUUUCACCUUGGAUUCCGCAGAUUUUCCAUGUGGUGUGUACGUGAGAUGAUUCCUUCUUCUGUGUGCGCACAUUUUAACUCUUUAAGCUCAUGUCUAUGAGAUUUUCCAUCUUGUAGCUGCUGUAAUUCAGCACUGUACUGUCCACAGGAUCACCUGUGCAUCAAACAACCAUUUCUUUCCCCUGAUCUUUUUCUGUUGUUGCAGUUGAUUCUCCUUUUAGUGAUUUCAAGCAAACUACUGCUGCUAGAUGUGUAACAGACUUUCGGACACAGACGUGGAAAUGGAGAAGCUUUUCCUUGACUGGCUGUAGGUUGAAUCACUGUUGUGUUAUAGCAAUCUGUGAUAGAGAGUAGCUAAAUGUGCAUUUAUUUAUUUAUGUGAAGACAUUGUGGUAUAUUUAACAUCUCAGGUGAAACAACUCUCGGUUGUUAGUGUUGCUUUAAGUAAGUGUUGCUUUGUGUUAAAUUGGAAAGUGAUCCUGAAGGAGAGGAGAUGGAUGCUGGCUAAAAGAGGGGGACCUGAGUAAAUGUAAUUCCAAACUCUGAGUGCAUUUCUGUCCUCAACCCUUUUUUCCACCUUCUUGACUUUUAUGGUUACAGCGAAUCGCUCGGUUAAACUUUCCAUUUAAACUUUCCGGACCUCUUGGAAAAUUGCAACCUCGGUCAUCCCCACUGCCAACACCUCCUCCCCUCUUUUAUGCCCUCCUGUGUUUUGCUCCCUCUUCACGUUACCAUCUUUGAUUUCCUCCCUCCACCUCGGUUUUGUUUCAUAUCUCUUUUUUCAAGUUAAGUCAGUGGCAACUGUUGUGCAGGCCACGUUAACCUCAGCGACUGCUCUCAGCCCCGCACUGUAAUCCUUUUCUAUUCACACCCCAGAUUUGGAGCCAGUUUGUGUUACGUAAUCUGACAUUGCAUAAGGUAUAUUUGGGGGUCAAACCAAGUCUAGCUUCCAAAAGAGGCAGGAAUGGGUUAUCUGUGACACUGUCAUGAGAUCAGCCAUUACUUAGAUGGAAAAAAUAUGGCAACUGCAGGCAGACACAAGGUACCUGUGCAAGUCAGUUGCUAUUACAGUUUGUCUUAGAGGACACUUAGGCUUGGGUAGUGUAUUUAGACUGAGGCAAAAAGUUUAAACAGAUUCACCUUUUGGAGAAAUGCGUGUAAGCUGGCAUUCGGACUGGCUUGUCAACUGUUAUUGUUCAAGCUGUUUGCACUAAAUGUACUGUAAUACUUACAGCAGACAUUUUUUUAUGUUUUAUGAUUAGCACUGGUUGACAUGACCUGUUUGUUGUCAGGGUGAAACCGAUACUGUUAUGUAGGCCAAAAAAAAGACCUGUGCGCAAACAUUCAGAGGGCCACCAAAUUACUAGCUUCUGUUAUGUUGUUGGUUGCCUCAAACCACAGUGUGCUGCCAGGAGACUGCACCUGCAGGGGAGGAGAAACACUCUGCAAACACGUGGAGAAAGCCUCUCUGGAAACCAGGCACUAUCCAGGGAGAGUUCACGGACCAAACAACGAUGGCUAUCUCAGUUGUGUCCUCCCACGCAGCCAAACAACCCUGCGCUAAUCGCUGCAAUGCCUGGUUUGGUUUGGAUACAAUGAGAAAUGAAUGAGACCUUACUCAUUCAUUUCUCAUUGAAUAGUUUUCUCAUUGUUCAUUGAAUCAACUUUGAUUUAAUCAGACCUUGACAGGUUCUUUCCUGUGAUUCAUUCGGACUUGAAUUCUGCUUACAUAUUAAAGGUCUGCAAUAGUUUUUUUAUUUGGCUUUUUGCAAACUUCAGAUAGUUUGACACCUCACCUCUGGUCAUGAUGAACUUCAGCUCACGAUUCACUCCUCCAUUUUCAUGAAUGAAUCUGAGCUCCAGAUAUGAUAUCUGCUGAAGCUGUUUAAUGCAUGAUUGGCUCCAGAAAAGGGUUGUGUCCUGUCCUGUCUCUUACACACACACACACACACUCUCUCUCUCUCUCUCUCUCUCUCUCUCUCUCUCUCUCUCUCUCUCUCUCUCUCUCUCCAAGAUAUUCAGCCCCUCAUAUGCCCAGCAGGGGGAGACACUGAGCUCUGACCUUUGUCCUCCACUGCGGGUCUCAUGUAACUGACAGGCUUAAUAAUUUACCAAGUGAGCAGCAGCCUCUCAGAACAGCAGGACAGACCGAGACUAACUGAUGUUAAUGGUUUCCAGUCAGGUUAGUUAACCCGAGGAACGACACAAGUGCUUUCAGAGGGGUCACGUUUAUAUUUUAAACGUGUGGGUGGUUCUUCUCCAUAGGAGUGAUGAUCGGAGCCUUCUGAAGGUGAACUAAAACUCAGGGGCUUUGUGAAGCUAAAUGGAUCUAAGAGUUGCUUGGUGAAAGAGCACUCAUACGAUGGCACGUGUUUGAGAGACGUUAUCUUGAAAAAGCGCAAAUCGCCCAUGUCAGUAGUGCAUUUUUAAUUUGUGAAUAAUCAAGAGGCCGUUAUUUUAGGAAACUAAUAGUGGAGUAAUCUGCUUAGUAGAUUUGCAGACAAAGACCAAAUUAGUGAGCUUGCUGCUUCAACGCACAAUCCUAAUACCCCGCUAGGAAUUCAGCCUGGAUGAAAAGGGCGUUUGCACUCCAUGAGCAGUGAAUGAAUUUCUCCAUUCACUUAAUAGAGGAUACUGAGCCCGAGUGGACCUCGUCUGGUGACACAGUUUGGGAUUUUGGAAGUUUCCCCUGACAUUUAAAUAACUGCAGCUGUGACUAAGUUGAAGGCUAACACUAAAUUUAGGGUUGUGCUGAAACACAUUCCACUCAGAUUUGAAGUUGCCCUAAAAAAGCUGCGUGAAUAUUGUAUCAGCUGUUUGGGUCAGUGGUCACCUUACCCACUGUGUUGUAUGCCAUCAGAAAGCGUGGCAGCAAAACCAAUAACAACCAACUGUAACUGUCAAAAUAACUGGCAGGUCUUUACAGACUUCAUUCCAGGCUGAAAAGCAAUGUUUUUAAUGCCUUUAUUUGGAUUUGAGACCCACUAGAGGUCAACAACAACAAGAUUUUGUGUAGGUUAUACAUUCACAAACUUGCACUGGAAAACAACGAAAUCUUUUCAUUAUUAUUAGUGUUGAUUAUUAGUGUUAUUAGUAUUGAUUUAAAGAUUUUAACUCAAGGUUCACUUACUGUUUUGUUUUGGUUUUUUUUCCAAGAGCUUUUAAAAGCUGAUCAGUAGAUGCGUUUUGCUCAAUUGCCACAAUCUGUUGACACACUGAAAAAAAGAUAAAAAACAGCUUAGGGUUGUUAUUUCUAAAAAAAUCUACAUUGGCUACAGCAGGCAUUAAAGUACCCACAGGAAAUGUUUAAUGAUACCUAUCAUAGAGCUCUUCUCCUCCAUGUCUUAUUUGUAAAUUAUUUAGUUUACAAAAAAGCUAGCUAAAAUUAGCUAAAGAUUAUUUGCACUGUUGACUGCAAGGAAGCAAGGAAGUAUAAAUGCUAACAAUCUAGUUUUCAUCCUUUGAGUCAUUCAGAUUUCUCAUUAACAUGACUAGAAUGAUGACUUUGUUGGAAACUUUCUCUUUCAUUACACGCUGGUUGAGGUGAAAUCACACCAGACGAAGUUCACUGUGUGUGUUCGUGGUGACCACGAGUAUCCCCGACAGGACGUUUGAAUUUCCUCUUCCAUGCUGGCUGUCAACGAUUUCAUUCUUUAUGUUUUUAACAGGGUUUAGUUUUAAACAGGGUUUAUUUAUUGAGUGAAUCUAACAUUGCAUUUCACGCCUUUUUUGUUGUUGUUGUUGUUGUCUAAUCAGACCAAAAUGGUUGGUUUCAGAAGGUUUGCAUUGCAGUUCAUUUGAGAUUUACUAUUUUUGUGUGUGAAUGUACUAGUUUGAUUUUAAGAAACACUGUACAGAUAACAGAUUGUUUUUUUUCCUUUGUAUGCUGAUAUUUACUUUUUAUAAAUGCUUUGAGCGCUGUGUAAAGGGACCCAGCAUUUGGCAUGCAGUUGUGACUUUUGUAAAUGUACUAAUGCACUGCUACAGGCGAUGCUGUGUCAGCGUGUGCGGUCAGCAGAGAUGGAGGAUGUAAAUACUGUAAGAAAUACUGUGAAAAAGCUUACUGUACAGUGAUCCUUCACACGUCUGUAGAAGAAUUAUUUAACAGCUGUCAGUAAAUAUUUCCAUUAAAAUGUCUAAAAGGACAAAA
Scatophagus argus is the source of this 6383-nucleotide messenger RNA. It is a transcript of the gene etnk2, whose product is annotated as ethanolamine kinase 2. The record is from RefSeq and is a predicted model, not a curated record. Gene Ontology annotation, cellular component: cytoplasm. Gene Ontology annotation, biological process: phosphatidylethanolamine biosynthetic process. The transcript has 9 exons. Lineage: Eukaryota; Metazoa; Chordata; Actinopteri; Scatophagidae. Gene Ontology annotation, molecular function: ethanolamine kinase activity. Bases 588 to 1670 code for a protein of 360 amino acids.